AUGAACAUUAUGCGAAAAUAUGUUCUUUCUGCCAUAGAAAUUGAAGAUGACGAAAUAGAAAUCGAAGAUGAUGACAGUGAAAUUGAUGAUUAUUCAGAAUACGAUAAUUAUAACACCUCAGAUUCUUUUAUUGAUGAUGAAGAAGUUAAAGAAAUAUACACUGAAUAUCAUGAAAAUGAUAAUAUACAGAGCGAUGAAAAUGAAGAGGAUUCAUCAGAUGAAAAUAACACUGAUUUAUCGGAUGAUGAUGAAAGAAAAAGGAAGACAAAAACAAAUUUUUCACAUCAGACUGAUUAUAAUUUUGGAGACAAGGAAAAUAUUAUUUGCAAUCCUCUAUUGUCUUUUUACAUAAAAAUUCCUAAAGAAAACACCAUUGAUAAAUUUUCAAAAAGUAGCCAAAAAAUGUUUAAUGAUUUAAGCAAAAAAUUUAAUUUUAUUAUUGAAACUUUUAAUUCGAGAGAUGAUAUUAAUUUAAAUUAUUUAUAUGAGCUUUUAAAAAUAAUUCAUAAUACUUAUAUUGAUGCUGAAUUCCUAAAACUAAAAAAAAAAUUUAAACUUUACUUUCUUAACAAAGCUUCCACCACUGUCAAAUUAAAGUUUAAUGAAAAAAAUGUUGCAAGUAAAAAAGUUGAAAAGAAAGAUCAAAAAAAAGUCUAUGAACUUAUAUUGAAAGAUCAGCCAAAAACAGUUCAAAUAAUUAUCUCUGCGAUUGAUAUAUCUAAUAGUUAUAUUGAUUAUGUUUUGUCAACAUGGAAAAAUCCAUCUGAUUAUUAUAGCGAAAAAAACGCAAUUCAACGAAUUAGUGAAAAUUCACAAACAGGAGACGAAGAACUGAAGUUUGAAGACAUCAUUGAUAUACUUAACGAUAAUGAUGCCAAUAAUAUAGAUAAAGUUUUAAAAGAAUUUAAAUCACGAGGAAAUGAAAUAAAGUCCAUAUUUAAAUUGGUCAAAGACAUAGCUAAUUUAUUAGCAUUUAAAAUUCUAAAUGAACAAGGCAAUCCUUUAGGUGGCGAUAAAGAAUGGUUAAGUUUGAAUGAGGAUAAUUUCGAAAAAACAUUAAAUGUACUAAAAGAAAACGAAGAGUUGAAAUUGGCAUUAGAAGAAAAAAAUGAAAACUGCAGUCCAAAGAUUAUGAAUGGAUUAGUUGACUAUGCAGUAAAAUUAAACUUGGAUAUUAAAGAUUUAUCUUACCUUCUUAAAGGCACUUCCUUACGUAAUUAUAUUUAUGUGGAAGAAGAUUAUAGCAUGGAGAAUCCAAAAACGACACCCAAAAACUUCACUUUCAUUGACCAGUUUAAACAACUUAGUUUAUAUGAUUUAGAUGAAACGGACGGAUAUAAUUAUAAUGAUAGGUAUGAACCUGUAAAUUAUGUGGACAAUGACAAAGAAAAUAAUGAAUUUAAAUUUAAAGAAAAUGAUAAUAUUGAAGAUAAUAAUAGAUUUGAAUUUGAAGGGAAUAAAAAAAUUGGUAAUAAUACUGGGAAUGUGUAUAUGGAAGAUUCGAAUGAUUUGAAAGACUCUGAAGCUCAUCUUCCUUAUGAAAUUGAUACAGAUUCUAAUAGCAAAAAUAGAAAGCUACGAUUGAGCUUAAAGGAAGAAAUUGAUAAAAUAUCAAUGUCUGUUAAUUCAAUUUCAAAAACAGCAGCAACACAAAUUAGUGCAUUGAAA
Messenger RNA from Dentiscutata erythropus, 1668 nucleotides. The record is from the annotation of a GenBank genome assembly. Lineage: Eukaryota; Fungi; Glomeromycota; Glomeromycetes; Diversisporales; Gigasporaceae.